CGGAUUUUUGUUACAUAUUGUUUUAGCUGAAAUCGAAUUAUCAUAAUUGUUUCUCUCGUACAAUUCAUAAGCUGAUUCUUCUCCUGGCAUCUGAUUGUGAGAUUUGUGACAAUGACGGCUCAAGAUCAGAUGAGAGCCAUGCUGGACGAAUUAAUGGGCACAGGCCGGAAUGGCGAGAACAGUAAAUACCAAGUAAAAUUUACGGAUCCAAAAGUUUGCAAGAGUUUUCUACUUGCUUGCUGUCCUCAUGAAAUUCUCUCAUCUACGAGGAUGGAUCUUGGUGAGUGCCCAAAAAUUCAUGAUCUUGCAUUAAGAGCUGAUUAUGAAAAAGCUGCAAAAGAUCGUGAUGAUGCAUAUGAUAUCGAUGAUGCUAUGGAACAUUUGGCUUCAUUCAUUGGAGACUGUGAUAGGCGUACAGAAGGGGCCAAACUUCGAUUGGCAGAAACUCAAGAGGAAUUGACGGCGGAGGUGGCCAUUAUAGCAAACUCUGUACAUGAAGUUGCAGAAGAAAUAGGAAAGAAGCUGGCUAAGGCAGAAGCUCUUGGGGAAGAAGGAUUUGUUGAAGAAAGUAUGAAACUCAUGGAAGAAGUAAGUUGUAAUAAUUGUCAAAGGCUCCAAG
Molecule: messenger RNA, 619 nt
Organism: Ctenocephalides felis (cat flea)
Lineage: Eukaryota; Metazoa; Arthropoda; Insecta; Siphonaptera; Pulicidae
Product: putative RNA-binding protein Luc7-like 2
Exons: 4
Biological process (GO): mRNA splice site recognition
Cellular component (GO): U1 snRNP; U2-type prespliceosome
Molecular function (GO): mRNA binding
Source: RefSeq, a predicted model, not a curated record